Messenger RNA from Pecten maximus, 3890 nucleotides. Its product is annotated as 116 kDa U5 small nuclear ribonucleoprotein component-like. The coding region runs from base 48 to 2975 and encodes 975 amino acids. The transcript is spliced from 27 exons. Gene Ontology annotation, cellular component: U4/U6 x U5 tri-snRNP complex; cytosol; U2-type catalytic step 2 spliceosome. Gene Ontology annotation, biological process: mRNA splicing, via spliceosome. NCBI's taxonomy places the organism in Eukaryota, Metazoa, Mollusca, Bivalvia, Pectinida, Pectinidae. Gene Ontology annotation, molecular function: GTPase activity; GTP binding; U5 snRNA binding. The record is from RefSeq and is a predicted model, not a curated record.
CGCUUAACGCAAGACAAACGCUUCCGGUGGACGCAUGUGCUUGAAAGAUGGAUCAGGAAUUAUAUGACGAGUUUGGUAACUACGUCGGUCCAGAACUGGAUAGUGACGAUGAUGAUAAUGAAGACAGUGAUGAGGAAAGAGAUGAACCCUAUGGUGAAUAUGGGGCUGAUGAGGAUGAAGAUAUGGAUGCUGAUGAUGCAGAUGACGUACCAGAAAUGCAGGUUGUGCUUCAUGAAGACAAAAAGUAUUACCCUACGGCUGAAGAAGUAUACGGUCCAGAAGUGGAGACAAUAGUUCAAGAAGAGGACACGCAACCACUUACAGAACCAAUCAUAGCUCCAGUCAAGAAGAAAAAAUUUUCGAUGGUGGAACAAGAUUUACCAGAGACUGUUUAUAACAUGGAAUUUUUAGCCGACCUAAUGGACACACCAGAUCUCAUUAGGAAUGUCACACUUUGUGGACAUUUACACCAUGGUAAAACAUCCUUCGUUGACUGUUUGGUGUCUCAGACUCAUCCCGAAAUUGAUGGCAAAGACGACAAAGAUAUCCGUUACACAGACACAUUGUUCACUGAACAAGAGAGAGGUGUUAGUAUAAAGGCUUCUCCGGUCACACUUGUACUACCAGACUCCAAGAAUAAGUCAUUCCUAGUCAAUGUUUUUGACACACCAGGCCAUGUAAACUUCUCUGACGAGGUGACAGCAGCCUUCAGGAUCAGUGAUGGAGUUGUGGUGUUUGUGGAUGCUGCUGAAGGGGUGAUGCUGAACACCGAACGCCUCAUUAAGCAUGCCAUACAAGAGAAGCUACCUGUCACCAUCUGUAUCAAUAAGAUCGACCGUCUCAUCCUGGAGCUCAAGCUGCCACCAACAGAUGCCUACUUCAAGUUACGACACAUUCUGGAGGAGGUGAACUCUCUCAUCAGUGUUUAUGCCGAAGACGAAGAGAAUAAGUCAGUUUCUCCAUUGCUGGGAAAUGUUUGUUUUGCGAGCUCCUACUACCGGUUCUGUUUCACUCUGGGCUCAUUUGCCAAGAUAUAUGGGGACACCUAUGGAGGCAUCAAUGAAAAGGAGUUUGCAAGACGAUUAUGGGGAGACAUGUACUUCAACAGUAAAACGAGAAAGUUUACUAAGAAGUCACCAAAUAAUACAUGUCAGAGGAGUUUUGUGGAGUUUAUUCUGGAGCCAUUGUACAAACUCUUCUCACAGGUUGUUGGAGAUGUUGACGAAUGUUUGCCCAGGUUGUGUGAUGAACUUGGAAUCUCACUGACCAAAGAAGAGAGGAAAAUGAACAUCCGUCCCUUAUUGCGAAUUGUGUGCCGAAGGUUCUUCGGUGAUUUUACUGGUUUUGUUGACAUGUGUGUUGAACAUCUGCCUAGUCCUGCUGAAAACGCCAAGAACAAGAUAGAUCAUGUCUACACAGGAUCUAGUGACUCGGAUCUGGCAGAGGUCAUGUGUACAUGUGACCCUGAUGGCCCACUGAUGGUGCAUACGACCAAGCUAUUCCCUACGCAGGACGCCACAAGUUUCCAUGUAUACGGCCGUGUUGUCAGUGGCACGCUGUACGCUAACCAAGAAGUCAAGAUCCUUGGAGAAAACUAUUCGCUCCAGGAUGAGGAAGACUCUCGAUUUGGUCAAGUUGGCAGGCUGUGGAUCUCAGAGGCCAGGUACAAAGUGGAGGUUAACCGAGUGCCUGCUGGGAACUGGGUGCUGAUCGAAGGUAUAGAUCAACCCAUAGUGAAGACAGCCACCAUUACAGAUGUAUCUGGUAACGACGAGGUACACAUUUUCCGACCUUUGAAGUUUAACACAAACUCUGUGAUGAAGAUCGCCGUGGAACCAGUAAACCCUUCAGAACUGCCCAAAAUGCUGGACGGAUUAAGGAAGGUCAACAAGAGCUACCCUCUCCUGAAUACAAAGGUUGAGGAGUCGGGUGAACACAUUGUGUUGGGAACGGGAGAACUUUACUUGGACUGUGUGAUGCAUGACCUCCGGAAAAUGUACUCGGAGAUUGACAUAAAAGUAGCUGAUCCGGUAGUGUCAUUCUGUGAAACUGUAGUGGAAACAUCUUCACUAAAAUGUUUUGCUGAAACACCAAACAAAAGAAACAAGUUGACAAUGAUUGCUGAACCUCUAGAGAAAGGACUGGCAGAGGAUAUUGAAAAUGAGAUUGUACAGAUCACGUGGCCGAGGAAAAGACUUGGAGAAUUCUUUCAGACUAAAUAUGACUGGGAUUUGCUGGCUGCUCGAUCUAUAUGGGCCUUUGGGCCUGACGCUACUGGCCCAAACAUCCUUGUAGACGACACGCUACCAUCAGAGGUAGAGAAAAGCCUAUUAGGUGCUGUGAAGGACAGCAUCGUACAGGGAUUCCAGUGGGCCACACGGGAGGGACCUCUUUGUGAUGAACCUAUCAGGAAUGUAAAGUUCAAGAUCCUUGAUGCCGUGAUAGCACAAGAACCGAUACACAGGGGAGGUGGCCAGAUUAUUCCAACAGCCAGAAGAGUAGCCUACUCUGCAUUCUUAAUGGCCACGCCACGAAUGAUGGAGCCGUACAAUUUUGUGGAGGUGAUGGCUCCCGCUGACUGUGUGUCUGCUGUAUAUACUGUCCUUGCACGGAGGAGAGGCCAUGUUACCCAGGAUGCACCAGUGCCUGGCUCACCACUAUACACAAUCAAAGCCUUCAUUCCUGCCAUCGAUUCUUUCGGAUUUGAGACUGACCUUCGAACACAUACUCAAGGUCAAGCGUUCUGCCUAUCCGUGUUUCACCAUUGGCAGAUUGUACCUGGAGAUCCCCUAGACAAAAGCAUUACAAUCCGCCCCCUAGAGCCACAGCCAGCCACACAUCUGGCCAGGGAGUUCAUGAUCAAGUCACGUCGCAGGAAGGGUCUGAGUGAAGAUGUCAGCAUCAACAAGUUCUUCGACGACCCUAUGUUGUUGGAGUUGGCGAAACAGGACGUCAUGCUCAACUAUCCAAUGUGAUGACACUCAGGACAUGUAGGACGUGUGCAAACUCAUCAAAUCUUUAUCACCUGAAAGUUGGACCAGAAAAAGGGCACCUCUUAAAGAAUAGCCCCUGGAAACUUCACCAAGGCUUUGUGAACUCAAAGAGACAGUCAAACAUUUUCAAUCAAGGAAAAUUUUGUUCUUAUUUUUGGGCGAGCUGUCUUGGUAGUUACUGUAGUAUCUGGGACUUAAAGGAAGAUUUGUGGACAGAAAGGAGUCAUACCUGGCCAGACUUAUACGUCUGGUACCUAUGGAGGAGAAGGGUUGUCAUGGACCAGUUUAGGUUAUUACCAUUAAGAUGUCUUUAUGUUCUGUGUACUGUGAAGUCUACCAUUGUCUUGAGUACCUAAGAGACGUUUUGCAAUUCAUGGAAUAAAGAUCUAGACAUUUAAAAGAUAAUCCAAUAGUUGCAUCAUGGAUAUGGUCAAUAGAUUAUUAACUGAAUACAUCAAUUAAUAAAAGUUCGAUCAAAAUACCUUUGAAGAAACUGUCCUGCAACUAGGUAUAUCUCAAAACACAGGUUGAACUUUUUGGACAUUUGGAAAGGAAAUUUUGAACAAUAAGUUCCUGUAUAAAUAUAUGAAAGAGUAUAGGUCGUGAAACGGCAGUAAAAGAUGAAGGAUGAGUGAGAGCAGCAUCAUUAUAUCAUUGUUACAUUGUAUCAUUGUUACAUUGUAUCAUUAUUACAUCGUACAUUGUAUCAUUGUUAUAUUGUAACUUUGUAUCAUUGUUACAUCAUGUGUUGUAUCAUUGUUACAUUGUUACAUUGUAUCAUUGUUACAUUGUAUCAUUGUUACAUUGUAUCAUUGUAUCAUUAUUCAUUGUCAUGUAAUUAUAUCAUGUUGUCAUAUAAUAUUUCAGUAUGUAAAUAAAUAGGAUCCAGAGAUAUUG